This is a messenger RNA of Acanthosepion pharaonis, 1935 nucleotides long. The record is from the annotation of a GenBank genome assembly. NCBI's taxonomy places the organism in Eukaryota, Metazoa, Mollusca, Cephalopoda, Sepiida, Sepiidae.
AUGUCUAACAACACAUGUUACCCUUCAUUCAGUUUUCUUCCCUUGCAAUGGAACCAUCAUCCUCGUCGUAAUUUCUUCUUAGAUUGUGGCACCCUGGGAAGUGUAUAUGUUUGUGAAGAUGGCGAAACAUUGGUGCAAAAGACACACAACGAUCAAAAAUGUCACCUCUGUGCGCAGUUCCCGAGCCUGCCUCUGUUUAAGAAGCCGAAAUAUGGUAUUUCAGGUAUAGAUCCUGUUGACCAACAGAAUCUUAAAAAACGGAACCAAAAAUUCUUGUACUUGGGCAAAAGAAUGAAGGAGCUGAAGACCUUGCUUAAAAGGAAAAAAUAUAAACCUGAUGCCAUUUUGAAUUUAUUAAAAAGUGUCUAUGAUUAUGAAAAUGGAGAUUGUUCUAUGGAAAGUGUUUUAGACAACUUCAAUCAAAUAACAGAACUGAGAAAAGUAUAUGAAAGAUAUUCAGACCUAUUUAAUGUAGACGUUCAGAAAACCAAUACUUCCUUCACAGGUGGCUGCUUGCAUAUCGUCAACAUUCCUGGUGAGCCUUCAAGAGCUGAAAAUGACAGUGUGCACAUGGCUGCUGUUUUAGGGCCAAAAUUAAAUAAAAUUAAGAUUUUCAGAGCUGAUCUUGAGAAAUCUGGCUUAAUAAGUGUGGAUGAAUCAGAAAUGAUAGAAAUUGAAAGUUCACAGCCUCUUUUUGAAUUGUCCAAUCAGUGUCUUUAUGAUCAAUCUCUGUUAGCUGGUAGAAGCAAGGAUUCUUGUUUUCUGUACAAUAUUUCCACAGAAAAUUCCAUCAAAUGCUUAGAUAAAAUCAGUUUGAAAAAUGAAGAUUUGACAUCAGUUUUUAUGAGUCCUUACAUCCCAGCUGAAUGUCUGAUAGCCACAGACUCUGGUUCUGUCUACCUCUGGAAUGCUGACAAAGGGUAUGAUCUUGUUUAUGGACUACCUAAAGGGGUUAAGUGUUUAUCAAGGUGGAGAGAUGUCCAUUAUGGAAGCCAUCCUCGAUCCUUUGUCCUUACUGAUCAUUCAAGUAUGGAUUUAUUUGAUCUUAGGACUGGGAAGAAAGCUACCAAUCUUUUCAGUCUUCCAUGUAGGCACUUGAAGAACAGGGAAAGACUACAAGUAUCUAAAUUCUCAACUCGAAAUAGCUUCCAACAUUUUCUUGCCACUGAUUAUGCGUUAUUUCUAUUGGAUGAAAGAUAUCCUAGAUAUCCAGUUUUACAAUGGCAACACAUGUUAGAAGGAUUACCACAAUAUAUGUGCUUGGUGACUGAAGUUGUUCAGUCUCUGCAAGAGGAUGUUCUAAUGGUUGGCAGUCAGUAUCCUGCUGAAGUAAUAAAUAUUCAGUACAGAACAUUUGAAACAAAUCCACCCAUAGCUGUAACCUCACCCUGGCGUAUUUCUAAACCUCUUGAUUUAUUUUACAUUAACAAUAUGCACCACAAAGUGGAAGAUUUUUUUGUCAAGAAGAGACUGACUGCUUCUUGCAUUGGCAUUGUUGGGCAGCCUCUGAAUCCUGAAGGAAUGCUUGCUUUCCAGGUUUGUUCAGACUUUGCAACCAUCUUUCUUGAUAUUCCCCAGUUGCCCACAUGUUUUUAUGUUGUUUCUCUUUUUCUUUUUUAUGAAAUUUUUCAUCAUAUCUACAGCUCUCUUUCUUUCUCUCUCUUUUUUUUUCCAGGUUUGUUUAAUGUUGCCUCUUUUAACUGUCUUUUUUCUCUCUCUCAAUUUGUUCAUCUCUUCCUCUCUCUUUCUCUCAAUUUGUUAUAUCUUCCUCUCUCUCUCUCUCAAUUUUUUCAUCUCUUUCUCUCUUUCUUCAUCUCUUUCUCUCUUUCUCAAUUUGUUCAUCUUUCUUUCUCAAUUUGUUCAUCUCUUUCUCUCUUUCUUCAUCUCUUUCUCUCUUUCUCAAUUUGUUCAUAUCUCUCUCAGAGAGAAAGAUGA